Messenger RNA from Recurvomyces mirabilis, 3054 nucleotides. RefSeq lists its product as uncharacterized. Gene Ontology annotation, cellular component: intracellular membrane-bounded organelle. The coding region runs from base 1 to 3054 and encodes 1017 amino acids. The transcript is spliced from 2 exons. NCBI's taxonomy places the organism in Eukaryota, Fungi, Ascomycota, Dothideomycetes, Mycosphaerellales, Teratosphaeriaceae. Gene Ontology annotation, biological process: intracellular signal transduction; phospholipid catabolic process; phosphatidic acid biosynthetic process. The record is from RefSeq and is a predicted model, not a curated record. Gene Ontology annotation, molecular function: D-type glycerophospholipase activity.
AUGGUAGGCAGAACGCACGAUGUUGGUGGUGCGGAAGACCAGAAACACGAUGCUGCUGAAGCCUCAGCCAACAAGAAGGAAUCCAGUGGCUUCAUGGGCAAGCUCAAGAACAAACUCAAGGACACGCAUCUGUACGAUGUAAAAGUCGGCGCUGUUCACCUCAAGCACCGUGUUGGCAAAUUCCAAAAUCUGGUCAAUAGUAAUCACCGCCACGACGAGGAGCAUGAGCAAAAGACUGAUGCCAAACGGACCGCUAUCGCUGAGGGCCAUCGCUUUCAGUCAUUCGCGCCGGAGCGGGAUGGCAACCGCAUCAAGUGGUACAUUGAUGGACGUGACUACUUCCAUGCUGUCUCCGUGGCCUUGGAGCGGGCGAAGGAGACGAUCUACAUUGAGGACUGGUGGCUGAGUCCUGAAUUGUUCCUUCGUCGGCCACCUCACUUACAGCAGGAGUGGCGACUCGAUACCACGCUCAAGCGUGCUGCCGAGCGUGGUGUCAAGAUCUACGUUGUGGUGUACAAGGAGGUUGAGGCUGCCGUCUCGUGUAAUUCCAUGCAUACCAAACAUGCUCUUGAGGCGCUAUGUCCGGAAGGCACGCCAGGUUACAAGAACAUCAUUGUGAUGCGACAUCCGGACCAUAAUGUCUUCGAGAACGCUAGCGACAUGACCUUUUACUGGGCUCAUCACGAGAAAUUUAUCGUGAUUGAUUAUGACUUGGCAUUCAUUGGUGGCCUCGAUCUAUGCUUCGGUCGAUGGGACAACAGACAGCAUCCACUUGCCGACGCUCAUCCCUCUGGUGUCGAGAACGAAUUGUUUCCAGGACAGGACUUCAACAACAACCGCAUCAUGGAUUUCAAAUCUGUCGAAGACUGGAAGAGCAACGAGUUGUCCAAAGCUGAAUACGGCCGUAUGCCAUGGCAUGAUGUGGCAAUGGGCGUUAUCGGACCUUGUGUGUAUGACAUCGCAGAACACUUUAUUCUGCGGUGGAACUUCUGCAAGCGUGACAAGUAUAAGCGAGAUGACAGGUAUGACUGGCUUACCAUGACUGGCCGCACUGGUGAUAACGAGGACCUGAUCGGCGUCCAGCGACCGAAGCAUCCAGUGGGUGACUACAUUCAUCAUCCUCUUAACGACCUUGAGAAUAAAACAGGCAGACCAAAUCAGUCACGUCUCGUGCCAGGUGGCAGUGCGACGGCUGGUGCGGAUGGCGAGGAUGAGUUCCACGACGCUCACGAGACACUGGACGAACAUGGCUACACGAGUGAACAGCAUCGUUUUGGCCAUGGCGCGGAGAAGUUCCUACACGAGCAUGGUCACGAUCUCCAUCGACCACAUCCCCGCGGCGACAAGAGUCUCCCACAGCUGCCGCAGGAAGCACGCCAGCUAGACGGUGGUCAAGAUCUAAUGCAGAACCCUGGUAGCUUGCAAGAGAAUGCUCAUAUGACUGGUAACAAUGCGAAGAAGGAAGGCACAAUUACUGCCUCCGGAGGUAUGGCUGCGAAACGUGAAGGCUACCCGAGUAAUCUGGCCGGUGCCUUCUCGGUUGAAGGUGGCCAAGGAACUGUCCAUGCUCAGCUCGUCCGCUCUUCUGCCGAUUGGUCUUCUGGUAUCUUGACUGAGCAGUCGAUACAGAAUGCUUACUGUCAGAUCAUUCGUGAAGCACAUCACUACGUGUACAUUGAAAACCAAUUCUUCAUUACAGCUACCGGAGAACGUCAAUCGCCGAUCCACAACCAGAUAGGCGCCGCUAUUGUGGACGCUUGUGCUCGAGCAGAGAAGGAAGGCAGGAAAUUCCGGGUGAUUAUAAUGCUACCCACGAUUCCUGGAUUCGCCGGUGACUUGCGUGACGAUGCUGCGCUCGGUACGCGCGCUAUCAUGGACUACCAGUUCAGAUCGAUUAAUCGAGGCGAGCACUCCAUAUAUGGUCGUCUCAAGGCAGUGAAUGUCGAUCCGACCAAGUACAUCUUCGUCUUCAAUCUUCGCUCAUACGACCGCAUUAACAAGACACCCGGUCUCAAAGAGCAAGAAGAGAAAUCUGGCGUCAAAUAUCAAGAUCUCCAGCGUGCCCAAGCAGAAGAGAUCAUGCCAACAGGUGUACACGGAGCACAGGGAGAGGGCUCAAAAGACCACCCUGCAGCGCCUGAUAGAGCAGACAUACAGAGUGGUGAUAGGCAGGCGAACUUGAAGCAGGCCUGGAACGAGCGCAAGCGCGAUGUUGGGUUGGCUGGUGAAGGGAAGGAUGAUCAUGUGCAGUCUGAGGACUCAAUUGCUAAGGAUGCCUUGCUGGACGAGCCGAAGGUCAGCGAGGAGAACUAUGCUGGGAGGGAGAAGGAUCAUGGCGCUGCUGGCAGGUUGGAGAAGGAGAAUGCGGAGAUGAGGGAGCAGGAGAAAGAGAAUUUCAUUCAGGAGGAGCUUUAUAUUCAUGGCAAGAUCCUCAUCGUAGACGACCGCAUAGUAAUUUGCGGCUCAAGCAACAUCAACGACCGCUCCCAACUCGGCUUCCACGACUCGGAACUCUCCAUCGUAAUGGAGGACACCCUGGCUCUGCCCUCCAAAAUGGAUGGUCAACCCUUCACGGCUGGCCACCACGCCGCUACCCUCCGCCGGAUGCUUUGGCGCGAACACCUGGGUCUCCUACCCGCCCAAACCCUCGACGCCGAGAAUGAUAUCAACGCCCAACCGCCCAGUGACGGAGAUAAUGACUGGUUCCAAAACGACGAAUACAACCAAUUCGUCGAAGACCCCAUGUCUGAUCAGCUAUGGGAGAUGUGGACCGAGCGCGCUACAACCAACACCCAGAUCUUCCGCCACUUAUUCCAUGCGGAUCCCGAUGAUCACGUCAAGACGUUCGAGGAGUAUGAUCACUUUUUGGGUGCGAAGGGGAGCAGGAAGGCAGGACAUUUGUUUGAUCCGUAUCAGCCUGUGGAUAUUGUGAGGAAGGAGUUGGACAGGGUGAAGGGGCAUUUGGUGUGGAUGCCGUUGGAUUUCUUGUGUGAGGCGGAGAUGGCGGAGAAGGGAUUGCAGGUUAAUACUAUUACGGAGAGUGUUUAUACUUGA